Drosophila erecta is the source of this 1567-nucleotide messenger RNA. Its product is annotated as UDP-glucuronosyltransferase 2B14. The record is from RefSeq and is a predicted model, not a curated record. Gene Ontology annotation, molecular function: UDP-glycosyltransferase activity. The transcript has 2 exons. Lineage: Eukaryota; Metazoa; Arthropoda; Insecta; Diptera; Drosophilidae. Bases 2 to 1567 code for a protein of 521 amino acids.
GAUGCGCGCUCUACGGAUAAGUUGUCUGGUACUAGCCCUGCCAGCCUAUCUGCAGGCUGCCAGGAUACUGGCCAUAUUUCCGUCUCCGGGGCCAUCGCAGUAUAUUAGUGUGGAGCCCUAUCUAAAGGGACUGGCUGGUCGGGGUCACCAGGUGACCUCGGUUAAUGCGUUCCCGCAAAUGAAACCAGUGGCUAAUUUUCGCGAUGUUUUCCUCUCGGAAUUGUCGGACAAUUAUAAUGAAUUGAUCAACGAGCUGAAAGAACCCACGAAUACCUGGGAGGAGAACACCUACAUUAAUAAAUUAUUUGUGGUGGUUACGCGCAGUGUUCUUGAAAACAAAGAGGUUGCAGAAACCCUCUUGCCACCUGGAAAGGAUCAGUUCGAUCUUAUCAUUGUGGAGGCUCUACGCUCGGAUGCCUACUAUGGAUUUGCGGUCCACUUCAAUGCUCCUAUAAUUGGAUUCUCCACCUUUGGCACUGAUUGGAAUAUUGAUGAGUUAGUGGGCAAUGUAUCGCCUCUAUCGUAUACUCCGCUGUUGUCGACGGGUUUCACGGAUCGAAUGACAUUCCAGAAGCGGGUGUCCAACUUUAUAGAUACCAUGAUUGCCUGGCUUAACUACAUAUUGGUGCAUAUGCCAGAGCACGUACAGAUGUAUGAGAAACACUUUCCCGAGGCCGCAAAAAGGGUUAAGCUCACCGAUUUGAAUAGAAACUUCUCUCUGGUAUUGCUGAAUCAGCACUUUUCACUAAGCUUCCCGCGUCCCAACGUUCCCAACAUGAUUGAGGUUGGAGGUUUGCACAUAUCCCACAAGCCAUCUCCUUUGCCCAAGGACUUGGAAGAGUUCAUUCAGGGUUCCGGAGAGCAGGGUGUGAUCUACUUUUCCCUGGGCCCUAAUGUUCUGAGCAAGGAGCUACCGGUGAAGAGGAGAGAUCUUAUUCUAAAAACCUUCGCCAGCUUGCCGCAGCGUGUGCUCUGGAAAUUCGAGGACGACAAUUUGCCUGGCAAGCCGGCCAAUGUUUUCAUCCGCAAAUGGUUUCCACAGCAGGAUAUCCUGGCUCAUCCUAAGGUCAAGCUCUUUAUCACCCACGGCGGCUUGCUGAGCACCAUCGAGAGCAUUCAUCAUGGCAAACCUGUCUUGGGUCUGCCCUUCUUCAACGGCGCACUCGCGAAUGUCAACCGGGCCACGCAGGCUGGCUAUGGAUUGGGACUCAAUCACAAGACAAUGUCGCAGCGGGAAUUCAAGGAGACCAUCGAGCGACUGCUCCAGGAGCCGCGAUUUGCCCAGACAGCCAGACAGAUGUCGGAGCGAUAUCGGGAUCAGCCAAUGAGUCCACUAGCCACUGCCAUUUGGUGGACGGAAUACGUUCUGCGGCACAAGGGAGCUCAUCACAUGAGAGUGGCUGUCCAGGACUCGGGUUUCUUCGCCUACUACGACUUGGAAUUCAUUGGAGUCGCAACUUGGAUGUCACUGGAGUCUUUGGUAAGAUGUCUCCUGAUUGCUCCACUCUUGGUGGCAAGCCUUUGGAUGACAUUUAAGUGUUCGUUCUUUGGAAAUUCCAAGAAAUAG